Pseudoliparis swirei is the source of this 4835-nucleotide messenger RNA. RefSeq names its product activin A receptor type 2Ba (gene acvr2ba). Gene Ontology annotation, molecular function: ATP binding; activin binding; activin receptor activity. Gene Ontology annotation, biological process: activin receptor signaling pathway; cellular response to growth factor stimulus; protein phosphorylation. The coding region runs from base 248 to 1786 and encodes 512 amino acids. The transcript has 11 exons. The record is from RefSeq and is a predicted model, not a curated record. Gene Ontology annotation, cellular component: plasma membrane; activin receptor complex. NCBI's taxonomy places the organism in Eukaryota, Metazoa, Chordata, Actinopteri, Perciformes, Liparidae.
UUCGCGGACUGGCAGUCAGUUGAUCGCGGAGAUCGUCUCUUGCAACAUUAUUUCAGCGCCGCGGCUAUUGACACGAGUGGUGGUGGUGUAGGUGGUGGUGUUGGUGGUGUUGGUGGUGGUGAGGCUGCUGGAGGGACUCCGAGGCCUGUGGUCGGCUUGAUCCUGGACGGAUGUUUUGGACAACCUGAGUUUUAAUGUUCGCGACGGAAAGCCGGGGAAAUAUCGCUCCUGUAUUCCAAAACGGAACAUGUCUUUUUCAUGGCUGACUUGUUCACUUCUUCUGGGAACUUUAUGCGCAGGGUACAGUCUGGGCGAAGCAGAGACCCGGGAGUGUGUGUACUACAACGAUAACUGGCGUACAGAGAGGACCAACCAGAGCGGCUUCGAGCGCUGCGAGGGAGAGAAGGACAAGCGGCUGCACUGUUACGCCUCCUGGCUCAACUCCUCAGGGACCAUCAAGCUGGUGAAGAAAGGAUGCUGGCUGGACGACUUCAACUGCUAUGACAGGCAAGAGUGUGUCUCCAUGGAGGAAAACCCUCAGGUCUUCUUCUGCUGCUGCGAGGGCAACUACUGCAACGAGCGAUUCACCCACCUUCCUGACAUGAUUGGCAGUGGCAACCGAGUGAAAAUCCGGCCUCCGCCCCGAGUGCCGUCCCUGCUCAACGUGCUUGUGUACUCCCUGCUGCCGCUCUGCGUGCUGUCCCUGGCCCUCGUCCUGGCCUUGUGGAUGUACCGCCACCGCAAACCUCCCUACGGCCAUGUGGACCUGAGCGAGGAUCCUGGAGCCGCUCCUCCAUCCCCCUCAGUGGGUCAGAAGCCACUGCAGCUGCUGGAAAUCAAAGCAAGGGGGCGCUUUGGUUGUGUCUGGAAGGCCCAGAUGAUGAGCGAAUAUGUUGCUGUAAAGGUCUUCCCUGUUCAGGACAAGCAGUCGUGGCAUAACGAGCGGGACAUAUUCCUGACUCCGGGGAUGCGUCACGAAAACCUCUUGCGCUACAUCGCUUCAGAGAAGCACGGCAGCAACCUGGAGACGGAGCUGUGGCUCAUCACAGAGUUUCAUGAGAGGGGCUCAUUGACAGACCACCUGAAGGGUAACACCGUGUCCUGGAAUGACCUGUGUCACAUAGCAGAGACCAUGUCCCGCGGCCUGGCUUACCUCCAUGAGGACAUUCCUAGCUGCAAGGGAGAGGGGCCCAAACCCACCAUUGCACACAGGGACUUCAAGAGUAAGAAUGUGAUGGUACGAGAUGACCUGAGUGCAAUCAUUGGAGACUUUGGGCUCGCGGUGCGAUUUGAACCAGGAAAACCUCCAGGAGACACUCACGGCCAGGUGGGUACGAGGCGGUACAUGGCUCCAGAGGUGCUGGAGGGAGCCAUCAACUUCCAGCGAGACUCCUUCCUGAGGAUAGACAUGUACGCCAUGGGCCUGGUGCUGUGGGAGCUGGUGUCUCGCUGCACGGAGGCAGACGUUGGCGAGUACAUGCUGCCGUUUGAGGAGGAAAUAGGUCCGCAUCCCUCCCUGGAGGAUCUGCAGGAUGUGGUCGUGCACAAGAAGAUGCGUCCAGCCAUCAAGGACUGCUGGCUCAAACAUCCGGGUCUGAACCAGAUGUCCGAGACCAUCGAAGAAUGCUGGGACCACGACGCAGAGGCGCGAUUGUCCGCCGGCUGCGUCGAGGAGCGCAUCGGCCAGAUCGCCCGGACGAUUAGCAGCACUAUCUCAGACAGCCCCGUCUCCAUCGUGAUGUCCCUCACCAACGAGGACCUACCUCCCAAAGAGUCCAGCACCUGAACGGGGUGACACCAUCCUUCACCUGAGCUCCGGACUUUUUUUAUUUUUCAAAUCCAAACUCAGCGGAUCUCCGUGAAAUAUUUAAAAAAAACAUUGAAAAAAAAACAACAACUAGCAAGUUGAAUGCAGCUGCUAUUUUAUCCCACACUGGUAUUUUUUUCCUUUUUCUGUUUGAAUGUUUUCGUUUUUGUUUUGUGUGUGUGUGUGUUUUUAAUGUCAGAUCUUACUAACGCAUCCAUCUGCUGUAGUUUUGAAGUAGUAAUAAGUUAUGCGAUGGGCACAUCUGAUAACAACUGUGUUGAAUCUUAAAUUUCGUCAUUACCUCAUGUAUUUCUUUUGUGUUAGUAUAUUUUUAUUACCUCAUAAGUUGUUAUCUUGGUCGAUUUCCUGACUCGGUCAGGAUCGUCUGCGGCCAAAUGAAAUUAACCUCUGCUCCAAACCUCGGACGACGUGCUGCGCACCUCAGAGGAACCGUUUUGAGACUUAGACAAAAUAUUUUCAUCUUCCUCAGGGGUCGAAGCUUCUUGACUUUUAAACUCGAGUGUGCUCCCUGAUUUUUAAACCUGUGAAUGCCUCAGAAUGAAAAAGGAUUAAGACAAAUCGGGAGCACAGAUGUGUUUAAUGCAAGGGAGGAGCUCAAAUGGGAGCCGAGCAGUUAUAUUGGACAUUUGCGACUUUUUUUCGAAGAUUUGGGACAUGCCUCUUGUCCCCGGGGAACUACCUCUCAGGUAUCCAGAAGGCUUCUUUGGAACAUUUUCUCUAAGUUAAGAGCCAAGCUAUCCAGCUCGCUAUCAUGGACAUAUUCCUGGAUUUUAUUUUGUUUUUUUUUAAUUGUAGAAAAUCAGAGUUACUCCUUUGCUCGUGCCGGGGAUGCUGUCUGGAGUUCCAAUGUUACACAUUCUUGAUUUUAACUGUCUAUGUGUGGAUGAGUGAGAGAGAGAGAGAGUGUGUGUGAGAGAUAAUUUGAAGACGAAAUGAUGUUUGUUACAUAGUUUAUUCUUUUUCUUCUUCUUUUUAAGUAAGAAGCAUGGACGGAUAGUCUGGGUUUAUCCUUGCGAGGGCCAUACUUGAGUAAGCAACAUGUCUGUUCUUUUAUUUUGAUGGGUGUUUCUUCAGUAGACUCAGUCAGACACCAGUCCCCAGAUACCUCAAGUCACUGUACAUCAUGCAAGGAGAGCUCAAAUGGUUGCCUUUGUCUCAAAUGCAAUGCCAUAGUUGUACCAUAACAUAAGUACCAUACAUUGAAUGUCCGUUAUGCUGCUGUGACUAUUCCAGGAUACUCAAGGAUUUGUAGAUGUACAUGUAUUCUUUGUUGAUAUAACGCUAAUGAUAUUAUGUGAGGCUAAUAUUCUGUUUUUGUGUUUUUUGACUGGGUAAGCCCUCAGCUGCUUACUCCUCCAGACUGACCUCAGAUAUUCUGACAAGUACCUCAGGCUUUUUCUACAUGUAUAUCAAGUUGUGUUAUGUAUUUUAUUGUGUUUUAGUAGUUGAGAUAUUUUAUUGCCGGUUGGGCCUCUUUGUGGAGAUUUCUUUUUCAUUUUUUCUUCUUCUUUUUUUUUGUUUUGAAAAGAGCCUGACCAGUUUUCACGGUGUUAAUGCUGUACAAACCUAAAAAGAAGAGUCAGUUACUUGUAAAUAGACCCGUUCACACAGUUGCCGAACACUAAUCUGGUUUUUUUUUUCAAUACAAAAGCAGGGCAUUAUUGUUUUUAAUUUCACAAACGGAAAGGGAUUUCUCAGUUCUUCAACAUAUUUAAGUCAUUUUGACAACCAGCCCUUUGAUAUUUUAAAUAUAUAUAUGUAUCUAUAUAUAUAUAUACUUAUUUUUUUUCUGAAAAUGGUGGUUGUGUUACUGAUUUCUAUUAAUAAUGGUAUCAGUUCCUCUGAAUCAGAAGCUGUGUAGGUAGCACUUGCAUUAGAAAGCUUAGUGUGCGUAACAACAACAACAACAAAUCUCUGAUUGUUAGGUUCUGGCGGCUUCUCUGACUGGCCACUUGCUAGAAAUGCCAGUUUUUACAGUAUUACCUCAAUAAUUAACCCGCUGAUGUGAUGUUCAGACCCGUUUGGUGAUAGUUAAACCACGUUGGACGACACACAGGCUCAUCUGUUGUGCUUUGAUUGGUGUUGUGAAAGAUGGUGAUUUUAACAGUGCUCUGUGACGCUUGCUCCUGUGCAGUUUUGGUAAAGAACAUGUGUGUGUGGGGGGGGGGGAAAAAACAUCAAUCCAUACUGAAUAAUGUUUAAAGUAUUUAGGAAUCAUCAGCGACAUGAUUGAUAAUGCAUCCCCAUUGCAGUUCAUGUAAACAGUGGCAUGUGCGUGGUCCAAGAGUCCAGCAAUAUUUAUUAUACAGCAAUAGUCACUUGAAUAUCAAAGUUUAAGUAGUUAAACUCAGAUGUGACUUGGCAGUAUUCUUUUGUGGCUCAAUAAAGUACAUCUCAUCUCACCUGGAUCAUGUUCUAAUGAAGACACAUGUUAAAACCGCUUAAUAGAAUAACAUACUAUGGGUUUAUUUGUGUGUGAGCCGAACGUGACCCAGGUGCUUUUACAUAUUGUGCCAGGAAAACAACGAUCACGAAGGAAAAUCUGCCGUGACCGUUCGUUACCUCCAAAUGCUGUCUUACACCCAGCUCUUCUGAACAGAAAAACCUGUUACCUCGUGCAGUACCUCGUUAGUAACACUAACAUGGAGUCAGUCUCAUCUUCAAAACAAGAAAAGAAAGAAAAAAAAUAAUUAUCUUGUAUAUAUUAACUUGACAAAUGUAAAGGGUUUCUUCCAUUUCAUGUGUGAAUGAAAAACAAAAUCCUUUUUUUAUUUACUGUCAACAUAUUGCGUGAAUGAGUGUUUGACUGAAUAGUGUGAUCUUCCCUGUUGAUGUGAACUGUGUGUAUGCGGCGUGUGUGUAGUGUAAGUUGUUUGGUUUCACUAAAACAGUACGAAUGGUAACUUUAUCUGUGUUGAAAUGCUUAGAAUUAUAAACUAGAUGAGAAUACAUCCAUCUUUUUGUAUAUUGAAAUAAAGACGAACACUGAUUAACCAUGCAAAUAGAA